Molecule: messenger RNA, 1068 nt
Organism: Neomonachus schauinslandi (Hawaiian monk seal)
Lineage: Eukaryota; Metazoa; Chordata; Mammalia; Carnivora; Phocidae
Gene: NME9
Product: NME/NM23 family member 9
Exons: 11
Coding region: 1-993 (330 amino acids)
Biological process (GO): GTP biosynthetic process; CTP biosynthetic process; UTP biosynthetic process
Molecular function (GO): nucleoside diphosphate kinase activity
Source: RefSeq, a predicted model, not a curated record
AUGGGAAGCAAGAAGAAGGAAAUUGCCCUGCAGGUUAACAUCAGCACCCAGGAGCUUUGGGAGGAAAUGCUCAGUUCCAAAGGACUAACUGUUGUUGACGUCUAUCAAGGCUGGUGUGGGCCCUGCAAACCCGUGGUGAGCCUCUUCCAGAAGAUGAGGACGGAGGUUGGCCUGGACCUUCUGCAUUUUGCAUUAGCAGAAGCAGAUUGUCUUGAUGUCCUUGAAAAGUACCGAGGGAGGUGUGAGCCGAACUUUCUGUUUUAUGCAGGGGGGGAACUGGUGGCGGUGGUGAGAGGAGCCAACGCCCCGCUGCUGCAGAAAACCAUCCGAGAGCAGCUGGAGGCUGAGAAGAAGGUGCUGGCCGAAGGCCGCGAGCGAAAAGUGAUUAGAGACAAGGCUCUGUCUGAUGAAGACGGAUGCCUCUCCCAUGACAAGGACAAUGGUGAAGAUGUGGACGUGGCUUCAUCAGGGAAGACCUGCACCUUGGCCAUCAUUAAGCCAGACGCAGUGGUCCACGGAAAGACUGAUGAGAUUAUUAUGAAGAUCCACGAAGCCGGUUUUGACAUUUUAGCAAAUGAAGAGAGAACCAUGACAGAGGCAGAAAUGCAACUUUUCUAUCAACACAAAGCUGGGGAGGAGGCAUUUGAGAAGCUGGUACAUCACAUGUGCAGUGGACCGAGCCACCUCCUGAUCCUCACCAGGCCUGAGGGCACGGAGGACGUGACCGCUGCCUGGCGAACGCUCAUGGGGCCCUGUGACCCUGAUGUGGCAAGGAGGGAGCAGCCUGACAGUCUCCGUGCUCAGUUCGGCACAGAAAUGCCCUUUAACGCAGUCCACGGAAGCCAGGACAGAGACGCCGCCAGCCGGGAACUGGCAUUGCUCUUCCCCACGUUUAAGUUUUCAGACGAAGUUCUAGAAGCCUCUCUGGGCCACGGGGCUGAAGGAGCGGCGGGCCCCACUGAGGCACAUCGAUUCCCUGAGGACAUGGACUGAGAGGCUGGGUUGCUCUUCCAGAGCAUGUGACCAGGGGCAAGGCCACGAGAUGAAAUGUCAGUGCACUCCAAUCAG